AUGCCGGGACCGGCGGGUGUUCCGCAACGAAAAAUGACGUAUUUCGUGCCGAAAUCGGAUAAUACACGUGAGCAGGUGCGUGUGCCGAAUGUCAUCGCACUCGUCGGACUGCCGGCGCGUGGCAAGACCUAUAUUUCGCACAAAUUGUGUCGAUAUUUGAAUUGGAUUGGAAUUAAAACGAAAGCGUUCAACGUUGGCGAAUAUCGGCGAAAAGCGUGCAAACUCGAAGAGGAAGGCGAAUUCGAGUUUUUCUCGCCGAAUAAUGCGCGUGGUCAAAAAAUUCGCGACGAAUGCGCUCGAUUGGCUAUCGAAGACAUGGGCCAAUAUUUGGAUAAUAAAGAAGGCGAAGUGGCGAUUUUGGAUGCGACGAAUACGACGCGCGAACGCCGAAAACUGCUCAUCGAGUAUUGUCGGAAUAUGAUGCACGAGCCGCCGUUUCGCGUGUUCUUCGUCGAGUCGGUCUGCGAUGAUCCCGACAUUAUCAACUCGAACAUCACUGAAGUGAAAAUCAAUUCGCCGGAUUACAAGGGCCAUAUGAGCGAAGAAGAAGCGAAAGAGGAUUUUCUGAAGAGGAUCGAGAAUUAUCGAAAGCAGUAUGAGCCGCUCGAUGAGGAAUUCGACGAGGAUAAAUCAUAUAUCAAGGUCAUCAACGCUGGCAAAUCGUUCUACGUGCACAAUGUGAACGGACACGUUCAGAGUCGCGUCGUCUACUUUCUGAUGAACAUCCAUUUGCUGCCGAGAAGUAUUUAUCUGUCGCGACACGGCGAAAGUGAAUAUAAUCGAAUUGGACGACUUGGCGGCGAUAGUCCGUUGAGCGAGAACGGUUUGAAGUAUGCCCAGAAGCUUCGCGAAUAUUUCGAGCAAGAAGACGUCGAAGAUUUUCGCAUUUGGUCGUCGCAGAAGAUCCGCGCCGCCCAGACGGCAUCGCAUUUGAAGGAUUUGGCCGGACACACCGAGUUUUGGAAGUGUUUGGAUGAAAUUGACGCGGGAAUUUGCGAAGGAUUGACUUAUGAGGAUUUCGAGGCGAGAUAUCCGAAACAGUUCGCCGAACGUGACAAAGACAAAUAUCAUUACCGUUAUCCAAGUGGAGAGAGUUAUGAGGAUCUUGUUGCUCGCCUGGAGCCGGUCAUCAUGGAAUUGGAGCGUCAGUCGAAUGUUCUCGUCAUUUCGCAUCAGGCGGUUCUUCGCUGCAUUCUUGCCUAUUUUACGAACCGAAAUCGCGACGACUUGCCAUAUUUGAAGGUUCCCCUUCACACCGUCAUCAAAUUGACGCCGAAAGCGUACUCGUGCGAGGUGGAAAUGUUCAAAUUCGACAUUGAAGCUGUGAAUACGUACAGAGAGAAGCCCAAAUAA
Caenorhabditis bovis is the source of this 1353-nucleotide messenger RNA. The record is from the annotation of a GenBank genome assembly. Lineage: Eukaryota; Metazoa; Nematoda; Chromadorea; Rhabditida; Rhabditidae.